ACCUUUAUAAUACUUAUCUUAGCAAUCUACUUUAUAAGACCAAUUCCUGUGACCUUUCUCGCUCUUGUCAAAUUUUAAAAAUGGAAGAGAUCCAAGCUGUCUUAUUUAGUAUACAAGAUAACCUACUUGCCAGACAUUUUGGAAUUGAAGCUACUUAUCAAUGA
This is a messenger RNA of Racocetra persica, 164 nucleotides long. Lineage: Eukaryota; Fungi; Glomeromycota; Glomeromycetes; Diversisporales; Gigasporaceae. The record is from the annotation of a GenBank genome assembly.